CUGAAAAAUGUUAGUCGGCCAAACCUUGGGUGGGACAAGGUAAUUUCACUCUCACCCUUAAGAAAACAACCAAAGGGACAAGUUCACAACUAGUAACCACGACCUCUUGUUCUCUUUAUCCGCACCACACCUGUGUAGGAGGGAAAAGACUACUAAGAGCUGAAAAUAAAAAAUGGUAGCUGAGUGUGUAACGACUUUAUGUUCUUCUUCUUCUUCCAAGCUCUUCAAUUUACACCACACUAACAGAAGAAACUUCUCUGUUUCUGCUAUGGCAGCUAAUGGCAUUGCAAUGGCCAGCACCUCCAUAAUUAGCACUGCCUGUAAAAUCCGAAGACCAUCCUCUUCGAGACUGAGAAUCUCCUGCAUUGGAUGGGACCCAGAAGGCAUUCUGGGGCCACCCCAGACAGGCCAUAUUGCAAGAUUAGAGUUUAAAAGACAGCUUGAGAAAGACUCUGAGGCACGAGAAGCCGUUGAGCGACAAGUUCGUGAAGAAACUGAGCGUCGUAGAGCUCUUCGCCAGUCUCGUGUUAUACCGGAUACUUCGGCAGAGCUUGUAGAGUAUUUUCUUGACACUGAAGCUCAGGAGAUUGAGUAUGAAAUAGCGAGGCUGAGGCCACGAUUGGACCAAGAGUUUUUCUCACACCUGCAAUUUGAAAUAGGUCAACUUCGCUUUGCUGUUUCAAAAACUCAGGAUAUUGAAGAUAGAUUGAUUGAGCUGGAAGCAUUACAGAAGGCUCUGCAAGAAGGAACAGAAGCCUAUGAUAAAAUGCAGUCUGACCUUAUAACAGCAAGAAAAAGCCUAACAAAAAUAGUGACUUCAAAGGAUGUGAAAGGAACUUUACUGGAAAUGAUAGAAAAAAAUGAGAUCAAUAGAUCCUUAUUGACACUUCUAGAUGAAAACAUAGCAAAUGCACAGAGGGGAAACCAGGAACAAGCAGCAGCGUUCAUGCAAAAAGUCCGAGCAGCUGUUCUCAAGUACAUGACAGUUUAAAAUUCCAUUGUCAAAUAAUUCAUCUGCACUUUUUAUUCUUUAUAUUGAAUUCCUCCUGAGUUUCAGAUUUGAGCACAAACUCUAUUUCUGGCUACGUUAGGUAGAUUAUGAAAACACUGCGUGUGAAAGGUGGAAUACUGCAUAAACACAUAGUAGCAAAAAGCAAAUUACAUUUGUAGAUGCAGUGGCAUUGUAUUUUUAUUAAAUGAGACUUACAGAGCAGAUAUUAGAACAA
Molecule: messenger RNA, 1226 nt
Organism: Mangifera indica (mango)
Lineage: Eukaryota; Viridiplantae; Streptophyta; Magnoliopsida; Sapindales; Anacardiaceae
Exons: 9
Coding region: 173-991 (272 amino acids)
Cellular component (GO): chloroplast stroma
Source: RefSeq, a predicted model, not a curated record